This is a messenger RNA of Penicillium cosmopolitanum, 1143 nucleotides long. RefSeq names its product ankyrin repeat domain-containing protein. Gene Ontology annotation, molecular function: protein binding. NCBI's taxonomy places the organism in Eukaryota, Fungi, Ascomycota, Eurotiomycetes, Eurotiales, Aspergillaceae. The transcript has a single exon. The record is from RefSeq and is a predicted model, not a curated record. Bases 1 to 1143 code for a protein of 380 amino acids.
AUGGAUCUUUCUCAGCUGCCCACUGAAAUUCUGUGGAUCAUUUCGUCCUAUCUUUCACGCCAAAACGAUGUCUACGCAUUUGUUAGAACCAAUCGUCAUCUGUACCAAGAGCUGGGAAAGUGUCUACCUUAUUGGAAUGCUCAGUACGAUCACGGAUCAGCGCUCGCCUUUACCGCCGAAUACAAUCUUCUUCCACAACUCAAAAAUCUUUUAGUCGGGCUGUUAAAUGUUGCCCGAACUAAACCCCAUUCGCGUCCGCGGGAUCCGACCCAGGUUUCCCAGUUGGCCGGAAUUAGACAUGGGGAUCCCCGGUAUUCCUAUCUAUGCAAGUGGAAUUUGAAUACCGAGGGGGAGAUUGAUUCCGAAUGGGAAGAGGAAUUAGAAUGGGAAGAGGAAAGAAGAAGAUCAGAUCCGUACUGGGAAGAUAUCUAUACCCAUCGUCUUUCCUCGCAAGGUCACUGCUUUGAAAGUAUUAUCAACAUUCAGCAUGCUCUAGCAUUGGCGAUCCAAGCUGGAAAUACAGAGAUUGUUCAGACUCUGUUGAAGUUUGGUGCAGAAAUUAACUUCUAUCGUGGAAGUCGUACUGCGAACCCAUUUCCGAUGUUUACCGAUAAAGCACGGCAUAGUAGUCGAGUCAAAAUUGACAAUCCACCGUUAUUUAUUGCAGUCCAGUAUGGACACACUGAGUUAGUGAACAACUUGCUCGAUUGUGGUGCCGAUCCACAGCGGUAUACCCCUUCGCCAUUAUACCGCGCUGUUGAAGAUGAUCGCCGCGAUAUUGUUUCCAUUCUACUGAAAAGAGAUAUACGAUCCCAGAAAUCAGCCAUAAAGCUUGCUUCAUUACGUGAGAAUUACGCCAUGGUUGAAUUUCUUCUGUGCAAUGGCUUGAAUGCUGCAGAGCAUGGGCAUGUUAGCCUAUAUGUUGCUGAAAUGAAAGGUUACAAGGAAAUGGCCGAUUUACUAAGGCGUCAUGGUGCAAGCUUUGAUACGCUCUCCAAUCGAGACAGAGAGGACUGGCAAAAGGAAGAUAGAGAUGGUACUGAUCGUCCCCAUCAUUUCUUUCAAUCUUGUAUCCCAUCAGAAGAUUAUCCUGAUGACACCGAAGCCCCAGAGUCUGAGUCGGAAACCAAUGAAUCGAUGUGA